This is a messenger RNA of Knipowitschia caucasica, 1653 nucleotides long. The record is from the annotation of a GenBank genome assembly. Lineage: Eukaryota; Metazoa; Chordata; Actinopteri; Gobiiformes; Gobiidae.
AUGAAUCAUACCCCUGUGACAGUGUUCAGACCUCCUCCUCUCCCUCAGACCCCUGUGACAGUGUUCAGACCUCCUCCUCUCCCUCAGACCCCUGUGACAGUGGUCAGACCUCCUCCUCUCCCUCAGACCCCUGUGACAGUGGUCAGACCUCCUCCUCUCCCUCAGACCCCUGUGACAGUGUUCAGACCUCCUCAUCUCCCUCAGACCCCUGUGACAGUGGUCAGACCUCCUCCUCUCCCUCAGACCCCUGUGACAGUGGUCAGACCUCCUCCUCUCCCUCAGACCCCUGUGACAGUGUUCAGACCUCCUCCUCUCCCUCAGACCCCUGUGACAGUGGUCAGACCUCCUCCUCUCCCUCAGACCCCUGUGACAGUGACCCCUGUGACAGUGGUCAGACCUCCUCCUCUCCCUCAGACCCCUGUGACAGUGGUCAGACCUCCUCCUCUCCCUCAGACCCCUGUGACAGUGGUCAGACCUCCUCCUCUCCCUCAGACCCCUGUGACAGUGGUCAGACCUCCUCCUCUCCCUCAGACCCCUGUGACAGUGGUCAGACCUCCUCCUCUCCCUCAGACCCCUGUGACAGUGGUCAGACCUCCUCCUCUCCCUCAGACCCCUGUGACAGUGGUCAGACCUCCUCCUCUCCCUCAGACCCCUGUGACAGUGGUCAGACCUCCUCCUCUCCCUCAGACCCCUGUGACAGUGGUCAGACCUCCUCCUCUCCCUCAGACCCCUGUGACAGUGGUCAGACCUCCUCCUCUCCCUCAGACCCCUGUGACAGUGGUCAGACCUCCUCCUCUCCCUCAGACCCCUGUGACAGUGGUCAGACCUCCUCCUCUCCCUCAGACCCCUGUGACAGUGGUCAGACCUCCUCCUCUCCCUCAGACCCCUGUGACAGUGGUCAGACCUCCUCCUCUCCCUCAGACCCCUGUGGACACUGGUCAGACCUCCUCCUCUCCCUCAGACCCCUGUGACAGUGGUCAGACCUCCUCCUCUCCCUCAGACCCCUGUGACAGUGGUCAGACUUCUUCCUCUCCCUCAGACCCCUGUGACAGUGGUCAGACCUCCUCCUCUCCCUCAGACCCCUGUGACAGUGGUCAGACCUCCUCCUCUCCCUCAGACCCCUGUGACAGUGGUCAGACCUCCUCCUCUCCCUCAGACCCCUGUGACAGUGGUCAGACCUCCUCCUCUCCCUCAGACCCCUGUGACAGUGGUCAGACCUCCUCCUCUCCCUCAGACCCCUGUGACAGUGGUCAGACCUCCUCCUCUCCCUCAGACCCCUGUGACAGUGGUCAGACCUCCUCCUCUCCCUCAGACCCCUGUGACAGUGGUCAGACCUCCUCCUCUCCCUCAGACCCCUGUGACAGUGGUCAGACCUCCUCCUCUCCCUCAGACCCCUGUGACAGUGGUCAGACUUCUUCCUCUCCCUCAGACCCCUGUGACAGUGGUCAGACCUCCUCCUCUCCCUCAGACCCCUGUGACAGUGGUCAGACCUCCUCCUCUCCCUCAGACCCCUGUGACAGUGGUCAGACCUCCUCCUCUCCCUCAGACCCCUGUGACAGUGGUCAGACCUCCUCCUCUCCCUCAGACCCCUGUGACAGUGGUCAGACCUCCUCCUCUCCCUCAGACCCCUGUGACAGUGGCCAGACCUCCUAA